GUUCACCAACCAAAGGCCCGCUUUUUAAAGUUAUGAAAGAAACGAGUUUUCAAACAAAGUCAUUGCAAAAUGUAUGGAAAUCUAGAUGAUUGGCAGUUCUAGCCAUUUAGUUUCAGCAAACUAAUAAUCAGUUUGAAUUACAAGUUCAAGCAGUUCGGUAAAAAAUGAAGUACAAAUCGCAUAAAAAUUAUUUUACACAACUAUUGAUUCUUUGCGUAACGGCGGUUGCUGUAACAAAUGGAGAGGCAGACUAAUCAUGUACAUAUGUGGAUUAGAUAAAUUGAAAAUGAGAUUCGAAAUAUUUACAUUCAUUUCAUAUAACAUUUUAGCUUCUUCUUCUUUGGUUCCCUGCAAAUUACAUGAUCCAGACAAUGGCGAGUGUAUGAAAACGUUGUGGCAAAAUAUUUUAAUAAGUGGCAUUAACGAUGUACCCGGCCUGAAAUGGAUUUCGUUAGAUCCAUAUAAAGUGAAAAGAGUGAAAGUAACUGCAAAUACAUCAGUGCUAAAUGUUACAAUGGAGUUCAAAAAGCUAGUGCUGACAGGAUUAAUACAAUCUAAAAUUGAAAAGGUCAGUGUCACAAAUGGAGAAAUCUUUACAAUGGAUAUGAAGAUACCUAAGGUAAACAUUAAAGGAAAUUACAUCAUGAAGGGAAACGUUUUAGUACUGAACCUUGAUGGUAAAGGACCGUUUAAUAUCGAUCUCGGUGACAUUGAACUGAGAUUUGUGGUAAAAUCUAAGCGGGUUUCAAGAGAUUCUGAAGAAUUCUUUGAAGUUCAAUCGGUGAAGACCAAUGUAAAACAUCUCGGAUCCCUUCAUGUUAAAUUCAACAAUUUGUUUGGCGACAAUGAAACGCUGACGGAUAGUGCCAAUGAUGUAUUUAAUCAAAAUUGGCAUGAUUUAUUGGGACUUAUGCGUCCAGUUAUUGAAGAAGCAAUGGAUGCUUCACUGUUAGACCAGGGCAAAAAAUAUCUUAACAAAUUGCCAGGAAGAAUAAUUUUCUCAGAUUUGUGAUUAUGAAGUAUUUUCUAAAUUAAAUAAAACAAGUAAAAAAGCAGUAAGUUCGGCCGGGCCGAACUUUGAAUACCCUCCACCAUUUGGAACGAAUUAGAAAAUUUUCAAAAAA
Musca domestica (house fly) is the source of this 1124-nucleotide messenger RNA. RefSeq names its product circadian clock-controlled protein daywake-like. Bases 257 to 1012 code for a protein of 251 amino acids. NCBI's taxonomy places the organism in Eukaryota, Metazoa, Arthropoda, Insecta, Diptera, Muscidae. The record is from RefSeq and is a predicted model, not a curated record. The transcript is spliced from 4 exons.